UUUACAGGAGCUCGCAUUUAAAGCCAAUGGAAUUAGUGGGAUGACCCCAAUUUUCUGAAGGGAGAAGAAAGAUGAGCCGGCCAUUGUUCUCUUUCAAAUUCGCCUUCUUCUUCUCCCUUUCUCUUGCCGCUUCGUACACUGUCACUUCUACCCCAACAUUCUACUACUUCCGUAAGCUCAAACUACGUUCCUCCUCUGCCUCCCCGUCCGUACCGAAGGCCUCAGCCGCCGAUUUGCUCGCUCUGUUGGGCCCACCUCAACAAGCCUUAGCUGUCAACUCUCAAGAGGCGCGUCAGCUACGUUCUUGCUUCAAAUUCCUAGUUCCUUUUUCUCCAAGUUCUCAGACUCCGAAUAGACGCUCCUUGAGUUCGAAAUUGAGUGAUGAUCGAAGGAGUAUAAGCGAAGAGAAUGAGCUUAUUUGGUGGCCGCCGGCGCCGGUAAUGGAGCUUGCUCGGCUCGCUGUUGACUCUGGUGGUGAUACUGCGUCUAUUCAAAGGACUCUUGAUCCAACAGUCAUCCCUGUUCCUGACAUUGAAGGAUCAAAGGAAGACCGAUGUGAACUUACCAGAACUCCUCAUGGGAGACUGUUUAUUAAUGACGAGAUAAAUUCAUACCUCGAAUCUUUGUUUGAAAUGAUUGUUGCUCGGGGACCCAGUGUUGGGCUGAAUGUAUCAUUGUCGCGCUUUGAUUUCUUUCAUGGUCAUGUCUUUCUUGCCAGAGACUCUGGAAGACUUGGGAUCUUGUUCCAUGCUAAGGAGUAUCCAGUAUAUGAUAAGGAAGUUUUUCCUUGUAACAUGGGCUACUGCCAAAUAGGAACUAAUGUUUCUUAUGACGAUUCAAUGAAUUUGCGUAACAUAUUGUGGCUAGCUCCAUUAGCUAGCAACUCCUCAAAUGAAUGGUUAGCACCAGUUAAUAGCUGCAGAAAUGCAACUAUAGUUUGGAGUUUAAUGGGUUACCAAGAUUCUUGAGAAAUUUAUGGGGCUGUUAGUGAACACUGUUCUGGCAUGUAUCACUGGGAUAAGAGUUUUCACACAUCACCUAGAUUUCCUCUUGAUAUUCCCUUUGAGAAACAAACUCACAGUGAGGAACUUCCUUUGGCUUUAUUUUUUAAUAAUAAUACCUUUGAGUUCUCUUUGGAUAAACUAGCGUAAAUAGGGACAUGAUGCUGUUGAAUUUCUAAAGAAAGGUGAUCCUGUUGCUACAACUAAGGUAGGGGUAAGGUUUGCGUACAUCCCACCUCCCCAGACCCCUCUUGUAGGAUUACACUGGGUAAGUUGUUAUCUUUAUUAGUAGAGUUCCAUCGUCCACGUCUCUUUUUAGCUUUCCCUUAUGUUUGUCCAUGUGUCUCAAGUAUUAUUUUGCAGUAUCUUGGCAAUAUUCUCCAACUCUGAAGCCACAUAGAGUAGAGGAACAAGUGGGCUGUUAAAUACUUGUCUUCAUAAGUAACUAUAAACUGAACAUGGUUUGUCUUCAAGAAAAUAAAGUCACUUUAUUAAUACAGUAAGGUGCUAGAUUGCUAAAAGUUGUGAGAGAUAUUAUGGAGCACAAAAAUAAGUUGUCAUGAAUGUGUUAUUGUCGUCGGUUUCUUAAAGAAAUAUGUAUCCUUGAGUUUAGCUCCUAACUAACUUUUUUCUGUGGAUCCCUUCCACAAGUUCACGUUAUUAAUUUCCUGUUGUUUUGAUGACAUGUUGGUAG
Molecule: messenger RNA, 1695 nt
Organism: Solanum stenotomum
Lineage: Eukaryota; Viridiplantae; Streptophyta; Magnoliopsida; Solanales; Solanaceae
Exons: 6
Coding region: 72-968 (298 amino acids)
Source: RefSeq, a predicted model, not a curated record